This is a messenger RNA of Mauremys reevesii (Reeves's turtle), 1424 nucleotides long. RefSeq names its product ferritin light chain-like. Bases 98 to 910 code for a protein of 270 amino acids. Gene Ontology annotation, cellular component: cytoplasm. Gene Ontology annotation, biological process: intracellular iron ion homeostasis; iron ion transport. Gene Ontology annotation, molecular function: ferrous iron binding; ferric iron binding. Lineage: Eukaryota; Metazoa; Chordata; Testudines; Geoemydidae. The transcript is spliced from 3 exons. The record is from RefSeq and is a predicted model, not a curated record.
UCUUUGUGUCGUAACAGGGGAACUUGGCCGCGCCAGAAGCCCUGCGAGGAGCGCCCGCCUCGUCGCGCCGCGUGGCGGGGGGGCUCCUCCCGCCGCCAUGGCCGAGCCCCGCCUGAAGAAGCGCCGGGGCAGCCUGCCCGUGUGCCCCAGCCACCAGCUCGCGGUUGGCAGCCGGGCGAGGCAGAACUUCCCGGCGGCGGUGGAGGAAGGCCUGUGCGGGGUCACCAGCGCCCUGCUGGAGCUCGCCUACCGCCUCCAGGCGCUGGGUGAAGUUUUUGAUCAGUCUGAUGUGGCUCUACCAAACUUUUCAAAGUUUUUCCGGCAGCAGGCUAAAGAAGAGAAGGAAGCUGCAGAGGCCAUGCUGAAAUACCUACAAGAGAGAGGAGGCCGUUACUGUACCAGAAUCAUCCAGAGACCAAACUGUGAACAUGUAUCCAAUGUGGUGAAGGCCCUUGAAGUUGCAUUGGUUCAAUGGAAAACAAUGACAGGAUAUUUUGAAGAGCUGUAUGCCCUGAGCAUUGAAAAUGCAGACCCUCAUAGUGCAAGUACUAUUAAGAAACAAUUUGUUGAACCCAAGAUCCGGAAGAUCAAGUUGAUGGGAGACCUCCUUACCAAUGCUCACAGGCUUGUGUGUUCCCAAGAUGGCAAAGGCAACCUUGGAGACUACCUUAUGGAACGGUUACAGGAAGAGCUAAAAACAGGCAUAGAGACCGAUUCUAGGCACCACUGCACCCCCUGUACAUCUCUUCAGCAAUGUAGAGGGACUGCAAAGGGGUUGCAACGGCCCCCAAAAGAAUUCUCCCAGAAGAGCAGUAGCAUAGGGCCAAUUCAUGCAAACCAGUGCUGUCCCUCCUCACAGUCUCUGUGCAAGGAUAUGCCAGGGGCAAAACGGAGGCAAGAGAAGGAAUAGUUGGAGCACUAUGCCCAUUCUUGGCCAUGGAGAAACCUAUAGGCAGCCACAGGGGAGGCUGAUGUAAGUUGUCAGCCCCAGGGAUGCUUUGGCUCCAAAUUGAGUCUGAAAUCCAGGAGAUGAAGUGAUGGUUUAAAGCCCCAUGACUCCACCUCCCUCCCCCUUUACACUCUUCCUCCUGGGCUGUGCUUUCUGUGCCAUGCCUCCUCCAAAGUGCAGCACAGAAUCUAAUCUGUAAUAUACCACCUCGUAUCAUAGGUAUUAAGGCUGCUAGAUAUAGAGAAUGUCAACAUUAAUUUAACCUUUCAGAGUCUCUUACCCAUAAAUAACAUUUCUUUAUUUGGAAACUACCAGACCUCUAGGUUUCUUUCUUGUCUUAAAUGGUUGAUUGGAUUAUUUAGUGCAAAAGAGGUUUUUUAAGUAUAUAAGGCUUUUUAAAGAAAACACCUUUUUAAUACAAAGUAAUUUCUAUGAUGGAGAAACUAUAGCUUUUUAUAAUAAACAAAUAAGAUAA